UUUCAGAGGCAAGGAAAAGAUCUGGAGAAAGUUAAGCAGCGGUUAAUAGAGAUUGCUAAUCACGUUGAUAAGUUUUACAGACCACUGAACAUCCGGAUUGUGCUAGUAGGAGUGGAAGUGUGGAAUGACAUCGACAAAUGCUCUAUAAGCCAGGACCCAUUCACCAGUCUCCAUGAAUUUCUGGACUGGAGGAAGAUAAAGCUUCUACCUCGCAAAUCCCACGACAAUGCUCAGCUUAUCAGUGGGGUUUAUUUCCAAGGAACCACCAUCGGCAUGGCACCCAUCAUGAGCAUGUGCACUGCAGAGCAGUCUGGAGGAGUUGUCAUGGACCAUUCAGAUAGCCCCCUUGGUGCUGCCGUGACCUUGGCACAUGAGCUGGGCCACAAUUUCGGAAUGAACCAUGACACACUGGAGAGGGGCUGCAGCUGCAGGAUGGCUGCAGAGAAAGGAGGGUGCAUCAUGAACCCUUCCACCGGGUUCCCAUUCCCCAUGGUGUUCAGCAGCUGUAGCAGGAAGGACCUGGAGGCUAGCCUGGAGAAGGGAAUGGGGAUGUGCCUCUUCAACCUACCAGAGGUCAAGCAGGCCUUCGGGGGCCGGAAGUGUGGAAAUGGCUAUGUGGAAGAGGGAGAAGAGUGUGACUGCGGGGAACCAGAGGAAUGUACCAAUCGCUGCUGUAAUGCCACCACCUGUACUCUGAAGCCGGAUGCUGUGUGUGCACAUGGGCAAUGCUGUGAAGACUGCCAGCUGAAGCCUCCGGGAACUGCAUGCAGGCCCUCCAGCAACUCCUGUGACCUCCCAGAAUUCUGCACAGGGACUGCCCCUCACUGCCCAGCCAAUGUAUACCUACAUGAUGGGCACCCAUGUCAGGGAGUGGAUGGUUACUGCUACAACGGCAUCUGCCAGACCCAUGAGCAGCAGUGUGUCACGCUCUGGGGACCAGGUGCUAAACCAGCCCCUGGCAUCUGCUUUGAGAGAGUCAACUCUGCAGGAGAUCCUUAUGGCAACUGUGGCAAAGACUCCAAGAGUGCCUUCGUCAAAUGUGAGAUGAGAGAUGCCAAGUGUGGAAAAAUCCAGUGCCAAGGUGGUGCCAGCCGACCAGUCAUUGGUACCAAUGCAGUUUCCAUAGAAACAAAUAUCCCACAGCAGGAAGGAGGUCGGAUUCUGUGCCGGGGGACCCAUGUGUACUUGGGCGAUGACAUGCCAGACCCAGGACUUGUGCUUUCGGGAACAAAGUGUGCUGAAGGAAAAAUCUGCCUCAAUCGUCGGUGUCAGAAUAUCAGUGUUUUCGGGGUUCACAAGUGUGUGAUGCAGUGCCAUGGCCGAGGGGUGUGUAACAACAGGAAGAAUUGCCACUGUGAGGCCCACUGGGCACCUCCCUUCUGUGACAAGUUUGGCUUUGGAGGAAGCACAGAUAGUGGUCCCAUUCGGCAAGCAGAUAACCAGGGCUUGACUGUAGGAAUCCUGGUGAGCAUCCUGUGUCUGCUGGCCGCUGGAUUUGUAGUAUAUCUCAAAAGGAAGACCUUGAUGCGGCUGCUGUUCACACAUAAGAAAACCACCAUAGAAAAGCUGAGGUGUGUGCACCCUUCCCGGAUACCCAGUGGCUCUCACCUUAGCCAGGCUCACCCCACCCUCGGAAAAGGCCUGCUGAUGAGCCGGUCACCACAUUCCAACACCCCCAAGGACAGGCGGUCCCUGCAAAGCCAGACCAUCGACAUCAGCAGGCCCCUCAACACUCGAGCCAUCCCUCAUCCCCAGUCACCUCAGCGAGUGCUCCCGCCUCUCCACCAGGCCCCACGUGCACCCAGCGGCCCUGUCAGGCCCCUGCCUGCCAAUCCUGCACUCCGGCAGGCCCAGGGUACCCACAAGCCCAGCCCUCCUCAGAAGCCUCUGCCUGCUGAUCCACUGAGCAGGACAUCUCGGCUCACUAGUGCCUUGGUGAGAACCCCAGGGCAGCAGGAGCCUGGCCUCCGCCCAGUCCCAAACAGACCUGCUCCCAAGCAUCAAGUGCCCAGAUCUUCACACAAUGCCUACACCAAGUGACAAGCAAGCCCAGACUGGUCCUCAGCAGUGAAGACAGAAGUUUGCACUAUCAACUCCAGCGGAGUGAUUUUUUUUUUUUGUACCAACUUUCAGAAUUUUUAAAGUUUUUAAAAUGCCAUUGUUUCCAGAACUUUGAGCUACUGCCGUCGGUGCUGUGCUGUGGUGCUUUGUGUCCUUGCUCAGGUACUUGUAAGUUAUUAAUUUAUGCAAAGUGUCUAUUACUGCGCAGGGCGCCGUAGCAGGCAUUUGUACCAUCACGGGGUUUUUUUCAGAAGGCUCCUUGUGCUUUUCUCCUUCUGGCGGACUUGAAAUAUCCUGCUUGAUGGGAUCCAAGACAAGAUGUUUACUUUCUGUUUGAGGCCUUAUUGGAAAACAGCUCCCCAACUCCCCAAGGCUGUUAUAGCACCAGACACACAGCUCAGGAGACCCCAAGCGGAACUGGAAUGGGUUUAUUCGUUUUUAUUUUUUUGGAAUCCCUAUCUUGGGCUGUAGCCUGGGCCUUCAGGAAGGUCUUGGGCCUUGUAUACUGACAGGGCUUCAGGCCCUGCACCCUGCAGCUCUCUGACAACUGGUAAAAUCUGGCUCUGGCCAGCAGCUUUGGAGAAAACCUGGGGUGCAAGCACAAAGGUUGAGAUGUGGCCACACCAGGAUAGAGACCAGAACCCUAGUUCAGUCAGUCAUCUGACCUUGAGCUGAGCAGCCAUGAACACCUUUGGAGGGCAAAGAAGUCUGUGGUGCCACACAAGGCUUUGCUCCCAGAGCCAGCAGGAGCAUCUCUCUGGCUUCCCUUUUGCAGAGUGCUGGCAUGGGCAUGUUGUUUACAUUGGGAACAGUGGUGUUUCUACAAGAAAGCCACUGCCUGGGCACUGCAGACCUCUGUCUCCUGCCCCGUUUAGAGCUAAGCAAAUUACCACAUUGUCUUCUUGACUGUAAUACAAUGACCCUGUGUUCUGACAGAUAGAGGAGGCUUUCUAUGGGACCAUAAACAUUUUCAGAUGUGAACUGGUAACCAGAUCUAGUCGAUCAACCCUGGAGAUAAAAAUUUCCUUUUUACUGCAAGGCUCGACUUAUUAAAAAUUAGGCAGAAUCCAUAUGCUUGCAAAAGUCAUAACCACAUGGAAUGCUAUUCUCAUUGUAUAGCCUGUGUCUACUAUCCUUAUUAGUAGUCAUUGGACACAGAGCCCAAAGUCACCCAUCUGUUGUCUUUGGGGCAUCCUAUUCAAAACAGAGUCCCAGUCUUUCCCACACUAGGAACAUACCUGUUAACUCAUCAUACAAUGGCAAAAGCAGUAAGUUCCCCAGUGCUGAAGGCUCAUGGAAGGCAGGCCCAGCCAGGCAUCCCUUCCAUCUCUCACUCUUUCAAUGUCUGACUGGAAAGCCACCUUUCGUAGCAGAUCUUUAUGAUGUCUCAACCUAAUGCUAUGAAAGACAUUUUUAAAAAAAUCAUGUAAGGCAAAAUGUCAGAGGCCUUCAUUGUGUCCUAGCAUGGGAUGACAAGCUCUCACACUGGAAGGUAACUGACAGUGGUUCUGUAACAUCUGAGUGUAUUAGAAUCAGGCUGCUUUGGAAGGGUCACAUCAAUAUGGCUGGCCUAUGCCUUGAAGCAGAAGGGAAAAUACAGAUUUAGAAUUUGGUUUGCUUUCCAGAAUUCAAAGCUGUAUUCAGGUUUAGGAAACAUGGCCUUCAUGAUGGUGGAUAAAUAAAUCCACAUCACAGAUUCAUAAAAGAACUCUCAUAGCAGGCCUCUCUUCAUGGCACAGUGACAAUAUUGCUGCCACCGGGACACAUACAGUAUUUUUGUACCUGAUGUGACAUUGGGUAGUUGUAUUAAGGCCAAACAUACACAACUGGAAAUGUAACAGAACCGUGUGAGCAGUCUUUCAAGGCACUCGGAGCUUUAGCUGGAGCAUGUGAACCCACCCUUUUUUGGGUGGGAGAGAGAGGAGAGCUACGAACCCAUAUUUCUUCUGUCAUUUCUGUACUUUAGUUUUAGAGGACCAGGGAGAGUUUGGUUUAAAGGAAAUUGAAACUGUGAUCUUCUGCCAUCUCUCCAGUGGCUACCAAGGGUGCCGAUGGUGCCUUCCCAGCUGAGCAGUGCUGGCUGCUUGCUUUUCCAGAGCCAUGCAUCCAUUUCUGAAUAAGAAUAUAUUUAAUCCUGGUAUUCCCUUACAGGACAGACAGACAGUAUCGUUAAAAGAAUACCUCUAAGAUAUAGUAGUUAUCAAAUAAAGCAUAUUUAGCAAUUCUCAAUUUUAACAAAACUUAGGAACCAAUAACCAGCUUUGGGAUUUAUUGAGAGUGGGUAGUUUUUCAUUCCUUUUCUACAUCUUUUAAAUGACAGAGACCAAAAUUAAUACUCACAGUUCCAUUGCAGUCUAUCUUUAAAACAUACUGUAGACAUGAUUGGAGUUUGUUGAGUUUUGUGAGAACAUCCCUGAGGAAGUCCAGUAGAGUGGUCCAGUACCUAGACAUGAGGCAUGGCUGGAUGUUCUCAUUUCCUUCCUAUAUCAAGGAAUAGUUAUAGGUGAUGUGACCCCACUUUAUAGGCAAGUGGGAGGUGAACCUUGCAGGCAUUCCACUUAAAAGCUGGUCUCCUACAGUAUUCCCAAAUCUGUUUUCCCAGCACGUGGGAUCGGAUAGAGAGCAACAAUGCAGCUUUCCAUUUCAAAAUAUGCAUGCCGAGUUUGCACUCUGAGUGUUUCCAGCUUACACAUGUGGGAUGACAUCACAGAAACCACACAAGCAACAAAUUAAAACUCUAUGGGAAGAAAUACUCCUGACUGGUCUCCAAGGAGACAUUUUUAUGUCUUCUUAACUUUAUUAGGAAUUCUCAGGCUGAAGCUAUGGGUCAUUGUUCUCCAACAAAUCAAUACAACCCAUCAAUGCAUUCCCUAAGAACUGCCAAACCCUGAGUUGUAUUUGAAUGUUCUUAGGAGCCCAUGAUCCCCAUGGUGCUACAAAGAGGCUGGAGCUGGGCCAAUGAGAAGGCCUGAGCAUCCUCCUGCCUCUCAGCAGAUGUUUACUGAGCACUCUGAGCCAGUGCCACCCUGACAACUGGGAGGACAAUGGCUGGGCCAUAGGGUGCCUGGCCUUUCCUCUGAGGCUCUUCAUGUUCUAAUUCUCUCAGAUCAGGCCAGCCCAGGGACACUUGAUGUCUACAGAUCCUUCCCCAUCUGUUCUCAGAUGGCCUCAGUCAUACACAAAUGACCCAGAUGGCCCCCAGAACCAAGAGCUGGGUGUUUUGAGCAGUAUGGCAAGUGGGUGAUGAUACUGUAGAGGCCAUUUUUUUUCUCUCUUCCACUCAUACUAGAAGCUAGCCCUCCAUUCCUAGUUCUGCCACACAACUUGGCAGUGGUUCCAUCACACCAAGUACACAGGAAAACAUAGGUACCAAUUUACCUUCUGCUCUUGUUAAUCACAAGUGCCUUAUAUUGGCCAGAUCCCAUGCCAAAGCUUCUCUCAUCUGAGAGAACCAAAUCUCUACCUUUGUCACUCCUUCAAGCCAAAGUGGUAACUACUAUAGAGUGUAGCUACCCUUUAAGGUUCACCCUAGGCAGUACAGUCCAAUCUUCUCCAGGGCCAUAGCACAGAGCAACCCUCCAGCACAUACCAGCCUUGAAUCUAUCCCACAGUAUAUCAACCACAGUGACCUCCUUCCUAAUGCCUUGCUCUAAUUAGAAGGUGAAGUUGGCCAUAGAAAAUCAAGUUAGCACUGACUGCAAAAUGCUGUUGCUGCAACCUGAAUUUCCCACUGGCAUCUCUUGCUUUUAAACUCUGAUGAAGUAAAUGAUUCUCCCAGGUCUGUGAGCCCCAUGCUCAGAACCAUUGGGCAGUGGGGACCCUUGCAGGAGACAUUUGCACAGUCAUGAAUGUACCAUUUCUGUGCCUUUUGUGGAGAACAACAUAUAAGCAUACAUGCAUACUUACACACACACACACACACACACACACACACACACACACACACACACACAAAACAAAAGCAGUUUAUUAUCAUGAGAAAAUGGAAGCUUUUCUCAUGAGAGAAACUAGGAAGAGAAACGCUGCAUAUGGAAUUGUUGGGAUGCUCAAUAGAGAUUGCCAAGAGGCCUAACACCUGAGAGUCAUUUUCAACUGUAAAAUGAUUUGGCCCCUGCAAGUUGAGAGCCCUGCCACAUGCCUGCCUUUCUAUACCUUCAAACAGCAUGUUCUGUGAUAUCUGUAGUUCUCCAAGAACAUAACAUUUCAGUCAUUAAUUUAGCACAUUUAAAUUGAGACAGAUUCAAUAUCAUGUGACAUUUUUACAAACAAGUCAAAUGCUAGUUCAUCUUCCUUGGCCUGUAUGUUGGUACUUCAUAAGGCAGUGACCAGAAAACAUACACCCACAAAAAUCUCAUGAGGCUCCAAGGAAGGAUACUUAAGAACUAACAGGCCUCCUAUCAGGGCAACUUGGUAGUGGUUGGGAAGCCAACCAUGUGAAUGUGGCAACAACCAACAUAACUCUAACUGGCCACAGGCUGCCUAGCUCCUUUCUGAUUAAUGUUACAUCUUGGUUAACCUGCAUAGUCAUUCUGCAGGGCUUCAUCCAUUGAUAGCGCUUUGAUAAAUUCAUGUUUUCACAUUUGUAUGUUACAUGCUGUUAUUUUUGUAUGCAUUUCUCAUAUGGGAGAUCUACAAGUAAAUACAGCCUACUAGUUCAGUAGAAAAUGUCAUUGUUAAGAGUAUUAUAUCCAAUAAACAGUAAACAGAUAAA
Cricetulus griseus (Chinese hamster) is the source of this 6772-nucleotide messenger RNA. The record is from RefSeq and is a predicted model, not a curated record. Lineage: Eukaryota; Metazoa; Chordata; Mammalia; Rodentia; Cricetidae.